Messenger RNA from Paramormyrops kingsleyae, 8318 nucleotides. RefSeq names its product methyl-CpG-binding domain protein 5-like. Gene Ontology annotation, cellular component: nucleus; chromocenter. Gene Ontology annotation, molecular function: chromatin binding; DNA binding. Lineage: Eukaryota; Metazoa; Chordata; Actinopteri; Osteoglossiformes; Mormyridae. The record is from RefSeq and is a predicted model, not a curated record.
UCCGUGCUCCCGGCUGGCGCGCACGCGCAAUGGGGAGCUCCAUCUUUCUAUCCCAACAAGCCGAGAGAAGAGCCAGGAGCAGUUGAUGGGGAAGAUUUUUAUUUUCAUUUUAAAGGGGCAGAACUUCAUUUUAACCCGCCCGAAGACGCCGUUUCGCCAAGCUCGGCUCUUCGGGACCGCGAAGAGGGACGCCAGAGAUGGAAGGGACUCCUGUUGGUUUAUAAAAUCUGGAAGAAGAAUCCAGAAAGCCCCUGUUUCUGUGCGCCCUGCUGCCUCUUAGCAACGCGGCCCCCUGCGCUCCGCUGCCCGGGCUCCUGCCUCGGCCCUGGCCGGAGAGGCUUCUCCGCUGCCCGUGUUCCUGCCUCGGCCCCGGCUGGAGAGGCACCUCCGCUACAAACUUCGUUGCUUUACGGACCGCUGGGGCGUGAUUUGACCCCCUCUUUGCUAUGAAGACGUGAGAAAGGUAGGAGACAGUGACGAAGCCACGUCACUCCAUGCUCGGGAGAUAAACCUGCAAGGCAAAUGGCCAUGUGGGCUGAGCCGGCCUGGACUCGCUUCGUCAGAAAUGACAGCUCGUAAAGUGCAUCCCCAGCAACUCCGUGGUCUCCUGUGACAGACCCUAUAGUCCACCACCACCACCACCACCCCCCCACCUCGCUUCAGCCCCCUGUCAUGCGUCUGUGAUGAUGGACACUCACUGAGAUCCUCUAUGUAGGCCUUCGCCCAGCCCCCCCGGCCCCCCCACCGACAGACCGAGUAGCAGGAGCACCAUGAGGGGCCGGGCCAUGCGGCAUUGAGCGCGACACCGUCCCACCAAGACCACGAUGUCAUGUGGUGUGCGGACGCCUACACAUGUGUGAUAUCUCGCGAGGUGUCCUGAACUGGGCGACGACGUGCAGAACCUGAACCAUGAAUGGAGGAAGGGAGUGUGAGGGCCGGGAGAGGGAGGGCCCAACACCCACUGCCCACGUGCCCAUUGGCUGGAGGCGGGAGGCGGAUCCCAGCCGAGUGGUCUAUAUAAGUCCCAGUGGCUCUGUGCUGACCUGCCUGGAGCAGGUGAAGACGUACCUGCUGACCGAUGGCACCUGCAAGUGUGGCCUGGAGUGUCCCCUCGUCCUGCCCAAGGUAUUCAACUUUGAUCCCGGGGCUGCCGUCAAGCAGAGGACAGCAGAGGACGCCAAGGCCGACGGGGACGUCACCAAGCUGUGCAUCCACAAGAGGAAGAUCAUCGCUGUGGCGGCCCUACGAACAAGUGCGACUCCAAAUCUCUCCACUCACUCAGCGAAUCCUCAUGCAGUAAGACAUAAAUCACAGGAGGGGGCGUUGACCUCCGUGGCUCUCAACUCCAAGAACCCCUUCAAGGUCCUGAUGGCAGCCCAGCAGACGGAGCUGAGCACGGGCCACCCCAGGCCACGGCCUGGGGGCGGAGAGCACGGCCAGCGCUCCCCGUACCGCGCAGGUCACAGUGGCCUGCUGAGCCCCGCCUCCUGCGGCGUGCUGGCCUAUGGCGACGGGCCGCACUCCCCACGCGCCGACGGCCUGGGCAGCCCCGAUGCGUUCACCCGGCCAGGCCUUCGCGGCAGCCCCGGCUUGCUUCACGCCCACGGCAGGACGCCACUGUCCCCGCCCACUGCCGCCCUGCGGCACAGCUCGCCUGUCCCCCAGCCAUCCUGCGCUUUGGCAGGAAGGACUAGUGUGUCCCUGUCCCCCACUGUGGCAGCCAAGAGCCCCGUCAUGAAGAAGUCCCCCUGCGUGGAGGCGCCGCGCUCUCUCUACAACCACAAGUCCCACCCCCCAGCCCAGUCACCCCUGCCGCCGCCCUGCGUCCUCCAGAAGAAGCCAGUGUCCUCGGAAAAGGACCCCCUGGGCAUCCUGGACCCCAUCCCCAACAAGCCGCUGGCUGUGAUCGUGCCCGGCUUCCCGGCCAGCCUGCACUCUCAGGUACCAGCCAUGAAUGUAAACAUGCCCCCAGCCAUCGUCCCGCUGCCAAGCAACCUGCCCCUGCCUACAGUGAAGCCCGGACCCAUGGGCCAUGGUGGCCACCCACAGCGGCUCCAGCAGGCGGUGCCCACCGCGUCCGUGCCGCCCUCGCCAGUGACCUCACCCGUGCACAUGGCGGGGCCCGGCGCCAGCCGGCUCGAGGCCUCUCCGCAGAGGUCGCGCUCCUCCUCCACCUCCUCAGACCACGCGGGCUUCUUUGCCCCCUCGGGCCCCCAGCCGAAGGCGCCCCCCCGGUCACCCCGGUCCUCAGUGGGCUCGCCACGGCCCUGUGUGCCCUCCAGCCCAUCCUCCAAGCCUGACCAGCUGCUGGCGGCCAUGAACAGUGUCGUGGGCGGCCAGGCUGGCUCCAUGUUCCCACCGGCCUCCGUGGGCAGCGGGCCGCAGAAAGGCCACCCAGGGCUGCUGGGGAUGCCACUGAACCAGAUCCUCAGCCAGCAGAACGCCACCUCCUUCCCAGCCAGCAGCCUGCUGUCGGCAGCCGCCAAAGCACAGCUGGCCAAUCAGAACAAGCUGGGCAGUGAUGGGGGCGGGGCCGGAGGCGGGGCUGGGGACGCUCACAGCACUUUAACUCCCAUGCUGCCCGCUGGUGAGGGCCAAAGCGGCCGCGCGGCUCUGAGGGACAAGCUGAUGGCACAGCAGCGGGAAGCCCUCCACAAGCGGCGACCCCCCAGCGAUGCCGUCCUGGGCAUGCUCAAGUCCCACAUGGGCGUGGCCAGGCCCCCUGCCCCCCAGAAGCCUCUGAGGAAAGCCCUGCCUCCGCCAACCUCCAUGGCCCAGCUGUUGCAGACCAUGAGCUGCCAGAACUCACAAGUCCUGCCUUCCAGGAGCAGUGGGCCCGGCAGGCUCGGUCCCAGCCAGCAGAGCGCGGUCACACCUCAGCAGCUGCACGUCAGCGGCAGCGUUCCAUACCGCUUUUGCGGGGACACCAGGCUGGCCCAGGGCAGGGGGCACAGUCUGCAUGGACCCUUCACAGGGGCAGCCGGCCAGACGAUGGGCUUCGGGCUGCAGGGAGCAGGUGGGCGCCUGGGGAAUGUGACACUGGGCCACCAGAACCCACACACUCACCCCCAUCAGGCCCAAGGCUACGGACAUAGCCGGACGUCAGCUGGGCCGCCCACUGCAGCGCCCAACGGCGAGAGCUGCACGCAGCUGGAGCAAGGGGACACCUCCCCCCUGAGCUGUGCCCUGGGUAGCCCGCAGCUGGGCCACCUCCAGUCCCUGGUCGGCCACGGCCACACGGCCCCACAGCAGAGCCGGCUGCCACUCGUUGCAGGCCCUGGGGGCCCUGGCUUCCAGAGCACGCACCCCUUCACGGACAACGGCUUCCCCAAGCCCCCUCCCGCUAACCCCAUGGCUUGCCUCUUCCAGAACUUCCAGGUGAGCUUGCCGGGGGGCAUAGCAGUUCCCAGCAAGCAUGCCGGCUCCCAGUCGGGAACGUCAUCGCUCCCUGAGGCAGCGGGGGCCACAGCGCUCCAGCAAAUGCCGGAUGGCGUUGGCGAGCCCCGGCCCCCGCACCUGCCCCCCCCCACUGGCCCACAUGGUGCGGAGGGUCUCCCAGGGGGACGCGUAGACUCUGUGGACGCCAUCUACAGAGCGGUGGUGGAUGCGGCCAGUAAAGGCGUGCAUGUGAAGAUCACGGCCGCUGUGGGUGGGGCCACUCAGGGCAGCCCCGUCUCCGCCCUGAGCGCCAUGAGUGCCUUCGCUGGGGAGCCCAUCAGCUUGGCACAUGCCGUCAGUGCCGUCGCCCGUGGCCAACGUCCGCUCUGCCAGGAGGCGGAGCCCCAGCACCAGGCCCGCCCACACAGGAACACGGGGCAAGGCCUUGGUACCCCUGACCCUGCCCGCUUCCGCUCUCCUGGCCACGGCACCCCUCGGAGGCAGUGGGAGGUGGAGGCAUCGGCCGACAGCGGCGGCACUCAGUGGUGGGGGGAUGAGUUUCUGGAGUGCUCAACGCACAUGCGGAGCAGCCCCUGCUCGGGCCAGCCCCCUGGCCCCGUGGAGCGCCCCCGCUUUCUGGAGGAGAGCCUCCACUUCAGCAGCUGCCAGCGGGCGAUAGAGCGCUGCACCCACGUGAACGGCGGCCCCCCGCCCCCUGUUCGCAGCUAUGCCGAAGCACUGCCCCCCCCCAGGCAGGAGCUGCCCUCUGAUGACCAGUCGCCCAGCUCCUCUACCAGUCUGGAGGGCCCCCUAGUGAGGGACUACAGUCACUACAACGGACACUACAAUGGCUGCGCGCCCAGCCCCACAGACACCAAGAGCUUGAGCAGUGAGGAGGAGCUGCGGCAGCCCGACUCCCCUGGGGAGCUUCUGCACUACCGGCCGCCUCGCACACUCCACAUGGGUGACCUCAUGUGGGGGCAGAUCAAGGGCUUCCCGCCCUGGACCGGCAAGCUGGCGGCCGUGGACCCUGGCCUCCACCCUGGCAUGCACAGCAACCAGCAGGCCAGGGUGGAGCCAGAGAAGCUAAAGACACUAACGGAGGAGCUGGAGGUGCUUGACAGAGCCUCCAAGCUGAACCGAAAAGGUGGGAAACUGAAUAACCAUCUACAAGCUGCUAUCCACGAGGCCAUGAGUGAACUGGACAAGAUGUCGAGCAGUGUUCACCAAAUCCCACCAAGGGACAGACAGGUCAAGCCCCCCAAGCCCAAGAGGAGGAAAAUCUCCAGAUAACAUUGAAUGUGUCGGCCCCGCUCCAGCACCAGUCAGCUGUGCAACUGUGUACCAGUCAAGUCUUAACCAUUUAGGUGCCUCCCUCCCUCUCUCCCACCCCCACCCUGGAGCUACAGUCCAGCAGUGGUACAGUAUUCAACCCAACCCCCCUCCCCCACAGGCACAGUCUGAUAGUGAGAGGCCACUGGACAAACCUUACAGAAACUGUAUAAACUAUAGUUGCAAUUUGUCAACAGCUUGCUGAAGAACUAUUUUUUUUCUCUAAUAUACUAAAAAAAAAAUUAAUCAUGAAAUGAGAAAAUAGACAGUCCAAAUAUUUCUGGUACAUUUUCAGUAUGUAUAUAACCAAUGAAGAAAUUUCAUGGUAAUAUUCUGGAAAAAAGUAAUGUAAAUAUUGUAUAAUAUGGUCAUGUACAAGCAAACCUAAUGCACACUUUUAACUUUUAUUGUACAAAACAAAGGUGAAGAAAGUGUACAGAAUCUUUUGGUUUUUAUUCAGUACACAGUCAGUAUGACGAACGGGGUAAAUAAAAUGAGAGCGUACAGCUUUUAUACAUGACGACUGGCGUGUAUCGAGCGGCGGACGGCCUGGUCAUGUGACACCUGGAUCGCCGUGUGUGUGAGGAUCAGGUUUUAUGGGCUGGAAGUGCUUCCGGGCCUCAAAGCGCAACCCCCAGCCCCCACGAGAGUGACAGACAGCAAGCGAGUGAGCCCCCUCCUCAUCGGGGCCAGCCAGGAAACACGAUCCCGUCACGUGACCCGGGGAGCAGAGCCGUGCAUGAGGAAAGACCCUGACACGCUCACACGUGUCGGCAUACUGAAUACCUGUUUGUACUGCAAAAGUAAAUCACUUAUUUUUCUUGAAUAUUUUUGAUAUUACAAAUACCAAGUAGAAUUUAAAUGUUAGAUGCAUUCACUUUUAAAAUAAUAGCACAUGCGGUUUAAAUCUUUGUAGUCCCAUCCUAUUACUUGCUGAAAAACAGUACAUGCAUUUUUUAUUUAUUUUUUUGUUUUGCAAAUAUUACUUGUGUGGCUCAUAUAGAUCGAAGGAAAUUGUGUCAAGUCAUGGAAAUUAGCCGUUGAACCCCUGAUGGGAGUUUCCCUUUUAAGAUGAGUUUCUGCCUGGAUUCCGGUUUGUGGUUGACACGGCAUUAAUUAAAGCAGCCAAUGAAUACACUGGGAUUCAACAUGCAGCUCGGUCUCCGUUUACCGUUGGACAGGCUCAUUGGUGUUAGCCGAGUGAGCAGAUGCUGCGCGCGACCUACGCCUCGCGUACGUGUGGGGACCCCUCAGCCAAGGUGUUACUGUCACUCCUUCACAUUGUUUUAAAUAGGGGCCUUAAUCAUUUCUGUUGUUUUUAAGUUUACUUUUUACUGUUGCUGUUCUUGUUGUAAAUUAUUAAUGUAUUACAUAUUUAUUUGUAGCUUUAUAAUUGUAAUAGUUGGCAAUAAUACUAAUAUGAGUUGUAAACUCUGACAAGCCUUAGAGUAUAUAUUUUUUUAUUCUCUCAUACAAGAGAAACAGCUUAUUACUCGCUUAGCUGUUAAAUGGUAUACAUGUGUAUUUUUUUAUAUUUAAUACGUGCGUGGUUUUAUGGAGACAUCCAGUACUUAUUAUUUUUAAGCACUGUAUCUUUUCUCGUUAAUGCCAUCCUGCCCUGCUGUCGCUUCCCCUGGCUCUGACCCAAACGUGGCGUCAAGAGUCCCUCUGUCACCUGAAGAUGGUGUUCAUUCGGGCUCUGACCUCAGACAGCAGGUGGCGCCGGUGGGUGUGACACCAGGCCACAUUGAUUUGAUAUGGCUUUUACUCGUAGCCUUUGCGUGAGCUUUGUAUGCCUGUUGCAAUAAUGAAAAAGAAUUAGGAUUUGGGAGUUUCCAAUAGCGGAAACUUUUUAAAAGGAUUUAAAUGCUUCCAUAGCAUAACACUACAGUUUGGUAGAUCGACGUCACUUCAUAUACAUAUGGAUCAGGGCACUGCCAAACAUGACAUUGACAGGGAGAGACCCAAACAAACCUACAAUGUGGCCGACGCAGCGGCAAGGCCCUCAGAGCCCGUAAGCGCUCCACGUGGGGGCCGUAUCAGAAGCACGACUAGGUAAUCAGAAGAAUACCGCGUGCCAAAUUGGGGCCCGGUUCUCAGCACAGGGGGGACUGUGAGAAAAGGGGCGGGGCUGGAGUAUCUCUCUGUGGGCCAAUGGUAGGUGAGCAGGGCUGUGGGGGGCGGGACAGGGGUGACACAAGACAGUGCUGUGCAAACAGGGCCGUACAUUUCUACCCUGUGAUCGACUACACUGAUCUCUGAUUUAAUGAAGUGUUAAUGAAGGCGGUGCGAGAGAGACGGGCUCCAAAGAGACUAGGAGCGACUCCCACUUUUCAUUUCACAGGUAGUUUCUUAAAAGGCAUAUACUGUGAACGUACAAACUAUAUGGUUUAACCCUCAGCUUAUCCAGUGCAGACACUCAUUUGGUUUAAGUCUUCCCCCUAAAAGUGUCACAGGGAAGUGCAAUAGGGUAUUAUCUGCAAACACUAGCAAAACUAUUUUUUGCUAUCUUUUUUACGGCAUACUUGUAGAUGAUAAUGUAAUUACUGUCAAUAAUGUAAUUACUGUCAAUAAUGUAAUUACUGUCAAUAAUGUAAUUUAUUUAAUACAUUAAUGGUAGUUAUUGCAUAAUUGGCUGCUAUACCAGCAAGUAAUAUAAUAACUUUUUGUGCAUAAUGUUAUAAAAUUUUUGUUUCAGAAAUGUUAUUACAUUGUUGGUAAGUUACACAAUUAGCUUUUAUUACAUUAAGAAUUUUGUUAUGGAAACUAUUAGAAUAUUGGCAGUUAUUACAUUAUUGGAUGCUGCAAUCCUUAUGCAGUUUUAAUGUGAUGGUUUUGGAAACCUCAGCUAGCUAUGCUCCGGUCAUUGCGGUGCUUUUACUGUAGCAAUCCCAGAAUGCACCAGGGGAGCUCACGACAAGCCCACAUAACCGUAACUAGGAAGAAGGUGCUUCAGACCUGUUGGUGCAUUCGACACAGAGAGCAGCAGCAAUGGUCCCAUGUCAUUUUCUCAGCGUCCAGCAUGACAUCAAUUCAGAUUGCCACCGUCGUUUUGUUUGAAGUGUCCUCCACAUUGCCAUUGUGCUUUUCAGUCUCCCUGUGUUUACUCAUGGUUGCCAUUGCUUUGACCUUGACAUGACCAGCCCCUCCCUUCUGUGACACCCCACCCCCUGGCCUCCAGCGUGUCCCUGUGUGUUCUCACCAAUGUCUACUUUACAACACUAGUCUUUGUAAAGUACUUUUGUGCACUUGAUUUCAGUGGUUAGAAAUAGCAUUGAUGUGUAAGCUAGGGUCUUUCCUUAGAUUUUAAGUGAGAGGCAGUUUCAUGUAAAUAUCGUGAGUGUUACGAGUCACGCAGUGAUGUAACAUUUAAACAACAUUGCACCAACUUUUUUUUUGUUUGUUUUUGUUUACACGUCCCAAAUAUACACAUAUCUGUCUGGAUUUGACAGGAUUCGUUUCAGUUUUGAAAGCAGUGUUUGAACAUAGAGCUGAUCAGACUUGGUUACUUUGUUUGAAGUCUUUCUGUGGUGUGUAACAUUUCCAAAGGGAUUUGAAAAACAAACUAUAUAUUGCAUUCAGUUGCAAUAAAAUGAUACUGUAUUGAA